Molecule: messenger RNA, 1661 nt
Organism: Hyaena hyaena (striped hyena)
Lineage: Eukaryota; Metazoa; Chordata; Mammalia; Carnivora; Hyaenidae
Gene: ST8SIA1
Product: ST8 alpha-N-acetyl-neuraminide alpha-2,8-sialyltransferase 1
Exons: 5
Coding region: 49-1119 (356 amino acids)
Biological process (GO): N-glycan processing; oligosaccharide metabolic process
Molecular function (GO): alpha-N-acetylneuraminate alpha-2,8-sialyltransferase activity
Source: RefSeq, a predicted model, not a curated record
UUGCCUAACGCUGUGCUGAGGCCGCCUCCUUGGGACCCUGGGGCUGCGAUGAGCCCCUGCGGGCGGGCCCGGCGACACACGUCCAGAGGGGCCAUGGCAGUACUGGCGUGGAAGUUCCCGAGGACCCGGCUGCCGGUGGGAGCCAGUGCCCUUUGCGUCGUGGUCCUCUGUUGGCUCUACAUCUUCCCAGUCUACCGACUGCCCAACGAGAAGGAGAUCGUGCAAGGCGUGCUGCAACAGGGCACGGCGUGGAGAAGGAAUCAGACAGCGGCGAGAGUCUUCAGGAAACAGAUGGAAGACUGCUGUGACCCCGCCCAUCUCUUUGCCAUGACUAAAAUGAAUUCCCCCAUGGGGAAGAGCAUGUGGUAUGAUGGGGAGUUUUUAUACUCAUUCACCAUUGACAACUCAACUUAUUCUCUCUUCCCCCAGGCAACCCCAUUCCAGCUGCCCUUGAAGAAAUGCGCGGUGGUGGGAAAUGGUGGGAUUCUGAAGAAGAGUGGCUGUGGCCGUCAAAUAGAUGAAGCAAAUUUUGUCAUGCGAUGUAAUCUUCCUCCUUUGUCAAGUGAAUACACUAAAGAUGUUGGAUCCAAAAGUCAUUUAGUGACAGCUAAUCCCAGCAUAAUUCGGCAAAGGUUUCAGAAUCUGCUAUGGUCCAGGAAGACAUUUGUGGACAACAUGAAAAUCUAUAACCACAGUUACAUCUACAUGCCUGCCUUUUCUAUGAAGACAGGAACAGAGCCAUCCCUCCGGGUUUACUAUACACUGUCAGAUGUUGGUGCCAAUCAAACAGUGCUCUUUGCCAACCCCAACUUUCUGCGUAGCAUUGGAAAGUUCUGGAAAAAUAGGGGAAUCCAUGCCAAGCGCCUGUCCACAGGACUCUUUUUGGUGAGUGCGGCUCUGGGACUCUGUGAAGAGGUAGCCAUCUAUGGUUUCUGGCCCUUCUCUGUGAAUAUGCAUGAGCAGCCCAUCAGCCACCACUAUUAUGAUAACGUCUUGCCCUUUUCUGGCUUCCAUGCCAUGCCAGAGGAAUUUCUCCAGCUCUGGUAUCUUCAUAAAAUCGGUGCACUGAGAAUGCAGCUAGACCCAUGUGAAGACACUCCCCUCCAGCCCACUUCCUAGGGAACAUGGGAAAAGAAAGAACUGAGCCAGGGUAUUUUUGUUAGAUUUUCUACAUGACUCCAAAACGAAAUGGUCAAGUCAUUUCAUGGAUUCACAUGCACCACUUGGAAAAAACGAAACAAAACAACUACAAAACCCCAAGAGAAACUCUACUUUUGAUGUUGGUUUGAAAGACCACCCAGAAAUGAAACAUCCUAUGAAAUAUUUUGUAGCCUAUUGUGGAUUUGCAACUAGUAACACGCUGAUGGAGUAAUGUUGGUAAAGCAGAUUUACAUGGUUCUAAUCUAGAAGGUGUACUCUACAAGCAAGACAGAGCUCUAGCCAUUGAAGCUAAGCAAUUAAUCAAGGUAGAGUAAAGGAAAUGCCAGGGCAAAGUGUUACUGAUUAUCAACACAACCUGGCUUAAAAAAAACCUAUUGUAUAUCAUAGAACAUAGGUUUUUUAAAAAUUAUUAUUUAUUUUUGCCCUAUUUAGGGGCAAUGAGUGGGUGAUGAGGUAGAUUUAAAAAAAAAAAACAAUCCUUACUGAAUAAUAAAGAUACA